AUGUCCGACCUCUACCUCUCGCAUGUUAGGAACUGGAUUCUGAAGUCUCCGCCGGCAGAAUGGGUUAUUAAAAGUGGCCGAGAGCUGCUUAUAGGUACAUUGAAACAAGGUCCGAUACCACAGCAUGUCGCUUUCGAGAUGGACGGAAAUAGGCGUUUCGCCAAGAAUCACAAGAUCGAAACUAUAGAAGGCCAUCACCUAGGAUUUGAGGCCCUAGCGAGGGUGCUCGAGAUUUGCUACAAGUGUGGCGUCAAGGUGGUUACCGUAUAUGCAUUCAGUAUCGAAAACUUCAAUCGACCUAGGCACGAGGUUAGUGGUCUAAUGGCAAUGGCCAAAGUUAAGUUGGAACAGCUUGUUCAGCAUGGCGAGCUUCUCGACCGGUAUGGUGCUGGUAUCCGGGUAUUAGGAGAGCGUGAUUUAAUACCGGACGAUGUGUUGCCCUACGUCGACCGAGCCAUCGAGAUGACAAAACAUAAUAAAGAUGCCGUACUCAAUAUAUGUUUCCCUUACACCUCAAGGGCCGAAAUGACCAGUGCUAUAAAAGCUACGGUAGAUGAAUACACGACAUCACCUCGAUCAACGAACACACCAUUCUCACAGUCGCGAAUCACACAGAAGAUAAGAUCUAACAAGUCGAAAAGGUCGGACUCUUCUUCCCCUAUGGACUCUUCCCCAGAUGAAAAUGGCGUAUCGGACAUUGACGAUUCUAUGUCUUCGACUACCGCAUUAGAUCCGGAUUCGCCCCCUCUACAGUCAACACUAGUGAAGCCUACCAGGUUCAAGAACCCGGAAAGUAUCACAACUGAGACUAUCAAUAGUCACACCUAUACCGCCGAGUGCCCACCCUUGGACAUGUUCAUCCGUACUAGUGGUGUUACGAGAUUGAGCGACUUCAUGUUAUGGCAAUGUCAUGAGAAUACCCAGAUAUUCUUUAUGAAGUGUCUGUGGCCCGAGUUCGAUUUAUGGCACUUUAUUCCCAUACUUUUAGAAUGGCAAUGGCGACAAAAGAAGCUAACGGAGAAAGAGGGUUCGCGGAAAUGA
Molecule: messenger RNA, 1041 nt
Organism: Daldinia childiae
Lineage: Eukaryota; Fungi; Ascomycota; Sordariomycetes; Xylariales; Hypoxylaceae
Product: Dehydrodolichyl diphosphate syntase complex subunit SPAC4D7.04c
Exons: 2
Coding region: 1-1041 (346 amino acids)
Cellular component (GO): lipid droplet; endoplasmic reticulum; dehydrodolichyl diphosphate synthase complex
Molecular function (GO): ditrans,polycis-polyprenyl diphosphate synthase [(2E,6E)-farnesyl diphosphate specific] activity
Source: RefSeq, a predicted model, not a curated record